GUCAAAGUUCUCGGGUUGUUAAAAAACUGUACAUUGUCUUGCAAACGUCUUUGUUUUACUGAACUAAGAAGUCAUACUGUCAGACGAGAGAUCUGUUUCAAGUAGUAAAAUAUGGCUGACGCAGGCAAAGUGUUAGAGGAUAUCGACGGUUUUGACAAACAGAAAUUACGGCAUGUUGAGACUGAAGAGAAAGUCGUAUUGCCAAACAAAGAAGUUAUUGAGAAGGAGAAAACUGAGAAACAGCUGCUACAAGAGAUCGAAACACCACAUCCUUUGAAACGUACUUCAACAAAAGAAAAGAACCCUCUUCCUACCAAGGAAGACAUUGCUGCGGAAAAAGCUAUCCACUGAUCACUCAUAAAUGUUCAUUUCGCUCGUGUAAUCUGCGCCUUUCCCUAAUCAGAACGUUUUUAUUCCUUUCAGCUUUUUUAUUCGAAGCUUUGUGCAUUCUUAUAUUAAUUGCUGUAAUACUAUAAAUUUCUAUACUAAAAGAUCUGUCGUUUUGUUGAAAAUGUACUUGGCAAUUUCUACGGUUCACAACAAACGGUUUAGUAUUUCUUAUCUUGUUUAUAGACUUAGGACUUGUCAUUACAGACAUCUGAUCCCUAUAUAGGCAAUGUCAACCUUUAAAUUAACAAUUUCGUUUCAUUUCGUGGCAUUUUUACACCCGUUUGUACCAGCAUAAGUUAACUGGUGUUGUGUAUUCUAUGUGGAUUUCUGGGUGAUUGCCUAACUUCAUUCUAAUUGGAUUAAUUAGUUUUCACUAAUGAUUUUGUUACACUUGCUAAUCUUUGUUGAUCGUAUUUGGACUGUUUUAAGGGUUGUGUUUACCUUCGUGAUCAUUGAUAUGACCUAAACGUUACAUGGACCAAAGAAAUUAAUUCUAAGAAUUCCCUCCAGUUUUGUUGAACAUAAUAUGUGAUAUUCUGUUCUUUUUUGUUUGAAACUUUUUAAAUUUGAACAACUUGAAUAAAUACCGAUUGCCACCAGUAGAAAAUCUCGAUCGAUUCACUUUGAAUAAAGUUAACAAACCAGUUAGUUUAUAGUAUAACAAAUUAUACAAGUAUUUACUUUUUGUUCAAUGUACAAUUUGUUCUAUUUUAAUGUGAAAUAAUUUAUUCAUAUCAAAAUAAUAGUAACAAUUACAUGUGAUUUUUGUUUGUUUUUUCUUACAUAACAAAACUAUGUAAAUUUGAUACAUAUCAAUGCAUACUUACUAUCAGUAUAAUUUGUUAACGUAAAAAA
Messenger RNA from Schistosoma mattheei, 1245 nucleotides. NCBI's taxonomy places the organism in Eukaryota, Metazoa, Platyhelminthes, Trematoda, Strigeidida, Schistosomatidae. The record is from the annotation of a GenBank genome assembly.